Molecule: messenger RNA, 501 nt
Organism: Lotus japonicus
Lineage: Eukaryota; Viridiplantae; Streptophyta; Magnoliopsida; Fabales; Fabaceae
Exons: 1
Coding region: 1-501 (166 amino acids)
Molecular function (GO): RNA-DNA hybrid ribonuclease activity; nucleic acid binding
Source: RefSeq, a predicted model, not a curated record
AUGGGAUCAUCUAGUGCUGUGUGGACUCCUCCACCUUCGGGUUCUAUGAAGCUAAACUUUGAUGCUGGUUGGGCGGGUCCUCGUGGCCAAGGAUUUGGGUUGGUUGUCAGAGAUGAUAAAGGGGCUUUUCAAGUUGCAGCCUCCCACUAUGAAGAUCACAGAUCGGAUCCUCUGGUUGCUGAAGCUUUGAGCUUCAGAUGGGCCCUAAAGUUAGCUGCAGAAUGGAAUUUGGACAACUUAGUCAUUGUGUCCGAUUGUCAACAGCUUGUUACAGCUUUUCACCAGUGUCAUAGCUUCCCCUCUUUGCAGCAGAUUUUGCUGGACUGUCAGCAGCUCUUUUCUAGCUUUAAUUGUUGUUCUUUUCUUUUUGAAUGUAGAAAAACAAAUGUAGUAGCUCAUGCUCUUGCAGCUGAGAGUCACUUGUAUCAUGACUGUGCUUGGUGGGGAGAUCCUCCUGUUGGUAUCCUGUUACACCUAGCUGCAGAUUUGCCUGAUCUUUGA